GUAUAUAAAUAAUUAUAUCCUAACACAUUACGUUCAUACUUGGUAGGGUUCAUCACGAUUGAUUGUGGAUCGAACAGAGAAUACUUGGACAAAGGAACUGUAAUUUGGUACGAGAGCGAUAAAAAAUUUGUAGAAACAGGAGAGAAUUGCAAAGUAGCAGGGAGUUCGAAUUUAAACGAUCCAUACUUUGGGAAAGCGUCGAGAACGGCGAGAUGCUUUCCGGAAGGAGUGAGAAACUGCUACAAUCUGACGAGAGUGCCACAACAACAAAGGUAUCUAAUUAGGGCGAUAUUCAUAUAUAACAACUAUGAUGGCAAAAAUCAAAACAUGACAUUUGAUAUUCAUCUUGGAGUGAAUCUGUGGGACACAGUGAGUCUUGAUUCUGAGUCUUAUUGGUCUUUCACUGAGAUUAUAUACACUCACACCAGUGACUCCAUACAAAUUUGUCUUGUAAAAACUGGCCAAUCCACUCCUUGCAUUUCUUCUUUGGAACUACGCCCUUUGAGUAGCUCUGUUUAUGCUCUCAACUCGACCACCAAUUCACCGCUACUGUUGUAUUUACGGACUGACAUCGCCUCCCUUGAUGCACGUGAGUAUGUCAGGUACAAAGAUGAUGUGUAUGACCGGAUUUGGCGUUAUGAUCGCGAUGUAGAUAGUUGGCAAAGCUUGGAAUUAGAUAACUACUCAACCGCCAUUGAUAUUGGAAGCAAUAAAUCAGAUUCUUAUAAAGUACCGUCCAAAGUAAUGAGGAGUGUUGCAACAUCACAGAUUGUUUCUGAUGCCUUGGAAUUUAGUUAUAGCAGUGUGCUUGGAAUCGAAGUUGAAAACUCUAGCGGGUAUUAUACAUACUUCCACUUUGCUGAAAUUGAGCAACUUGGGGUUGGAAAAAAAAGAAUAAUUGACAUCACCCUUAACUCGCAAAGCAUUCUCUCAGAACCGUUGGUUCUUGAAUACUUGAAACCAGUCACUGUUAGUUCUGCAUAUACAGCACAUGGUGAUAUUAAUGUUAGCAUUAGUGCAACUUCAGGAUCAGAAGCUCCCCCAAUCCUCAACGCCCUUGAGAUCUAUCGGUUCGUACCGGAGAUUGAUUUCCCAACUGACGCAAAAGACGGUAUGAAAUUACAUUGAGUAAAUUUUUUUAUUUUUUUUAUAA
Molecule: messenger RNA, 1153 nt
Organism: Arachis duranensis
Lineage: Eukaryota; Viridiplantae; Streptophyta; Magnoliopsida; Fabales; Fabaceae
Product: probable LRR receptor-like serine/threonine-protein kinase PAM74
Exons: 2
Coding region: 328-1128 (266 amino acids)
Source: RefSeq, a predicted model, not a curated record